AUGGCCGCUGCUUCGGCCCAGGCCCCAGGCCAGGCUCAGGCCCAGGCCGGCGAGUCGUCACAACGCCCGCAAGAAAGCGACGUGGACGAGGAGUUCAUCGACGACUCUGCCAGCGACGACGUCCUGAGCAUCGAGCCAAACGCCUCCGCCCAGGACGAGACCGUGCGGGAGUGUGUCCCGCUGCUGGCCGCGACGGACGGCGAUAUCGACUACAACGCGCACGGCGUGCCCUCGCUGCUCCGCGACAACCACAUUAGGUUUCUCCAGAAGCAGCUAGGGCGGUUCCCUGCGCCGUACGUGGCCGCCGACGCCAGUCGCCCGUGGUUCCUGUACUGGUCGCUCAACGCCCUAGCCCUGCUGGGCUACGACACGGCGGUGUACCGGGAGGACUUGAUUAAGACGGUGAGAACUAUGCAGAACCCCUCCGGUGGCAUCGGCGGUGGCCACGGGCAGAACUCCCACCUCGCCACAACCUACGCCGUGGUCCUCGCCCUCGCCAUCGUCGGCGGCGAGGAGGCGUAUGAGGCCAUAGACAGGAAAGCCAUGUGGAGGUGGCUCUGCUCCCUCAAACAACCAAGCGGAGGGAUUCAGAUGACCCUGGGUGGGGAAGUAGACGUCAGGGGAGCAUAUUGUGCAGCCGUUAUUGUAACCCUCCUGAACCUCCCUCUCGACCUCUCUACCGACUCGCCAGCCUGGACGCCUGAGCGGCCCACGCUCUUCACUGGAUUGGCGGACUAUGUACGCAAAUGCCAGACGUUCGAGGGGGGAAUAUCGGGAAAGCCGGAUGGUGAAGCGCAUGGAGCGUAUGCUUUCUGCGCGCUGGGCUGCCUCUCGAUCUUGGAUACUCCGCACCGCAUCAUCCCAAAAUACCUUGACGUGCCACGACUGAUCUCUUGGCUCUCGUCACGGCAGUACGCCCCGGAGGGUGGCUUCAGUGGCCGUACGAACAAGCUCGUCGACGGCUGCUACAGCCAUUGGGUUGGUGGGUGUUGGCCGUUGAUCGACGCCGUGCUGAAGGGUGCGAGCGAGCUCGAGGAUCCGCCAACCGAUGGUCGACUCAGUCCCCAUCAGGGCAGUCUGUACAGUCGAGAAGGGCUGAUCCGGUACAUCCUAUGCUGCGGCCAGGACCGGUCGAAACGUGGUGGCCUCCGUGACAAGCCCAGCAGGCCCUCGGAUGCGUAUCACACUUGCUAUGUCCUCUCGGGGCUGAGCUCGGCGCAGCAUCAGUGGGAUCUUACAUAUGUCAACGAAGAUGAGACGAUCCUCCCAGAGCCCAAGUGGGUGGUGUCGCCGUGUGCCGAAGGAACACAGAUAUUCGACGAGGAGGACCGCGUCGGGACGAUCCACCCCGUCUACACCAUCCCCCAGGAGAGCGUCGACGACAUGAAGGCGUAUUUCGAGUCCAGACAGGGAUUCUGA
Messenger RNA from Colletotrichum spaethianum, 1419 nucleotides. RefSeq names its product protein farnesyltransferase subunit beta. The record is from RefSeq and is a predicted model, not a curated record. Gene Ontology annotation, cellular component: protein farnesyltransferase complex. The coding region runs from base 1 to 1419 and encodes 472 amino acids. The transcript is spliced from 6 exons. Gene Ontology annotation, molecular function: protein farnesyltransferase activity. Gene Ontology annotation, biological process: protein farnesylation. Lineage: Eukaryota; Fungi; Ascomycota; Sordariomycetes; Glomerellales; Glomerellaceae.